CCCAUCGCCGUGGUCUUCGGCCCGGGGUCGGUGCCCGUGGACCUGCCGAGGCCGCUGCCCUUCAGGGACGUGCAGGAGAUGGAGAUUUCUGUGAACCUGAGAACCAGCGUCACAUCCCGCUAUGAGAUGAUUUAUCGCAGCAGCACAGCUCAGGAGGAGGCAGCGCUGGCUGCAGGGACUGCACAAGAGGCUGACGCUGCUUUGCGCCCGCUGCAGGACGCCUCGUUGGGCUCUCUGACCAUGUAUGUGGUCCCUGAAACCUCCCCUCUCUUGCCUGAGGGCGUCAGUGUCUAUGUGGGGAAGCACCGCAGUGCCCUGGUGAGGGCAGGGGGGAGCCUGGCAGCCCUGCACACGCGUCUCCGGCAAGUCACACAGGUGAUGUCCUUCACGGCCAGUUCCAUCGCCGCUGCGCUCUCAGACCGCACGCCCAACGGCCACCUCAGCCCCGACGCACGGCGGUACCUGAAAUCCAGCCUGGGGGACAUUGAGGGUGCUGUGAACCGCUAUGUGAAGCCUGUCCUGGACAAGCUGAGCUUGGUGGCCAACUUCUCUGUGGACUCACAGAUCCUGUACUAUGCUGUCCUAGGAGUGACACCACGGUAUGACAAAGAGUCCUCCAGCUUCCUUCUGAGUGCUCACAGUCUCCCACAUGUCAUCAACCCCGUGGAGGCCCGGCUGGGUUCCAGUGCUGCCUCACUCUACCCCGUCCUGAACUUCCUGCUGUAUGUGCCAGAGCGCUCCCACUCCCCUCUGUAUAUCCAGGACAAGGAUGGAACCCCAGUGAGCACCAAUGCCUUCCACAGCCCCCGCUGGGGUGGCAUCAUGGUUUACAAUGUUGAAACUCCUGCUUCCACCCAAACCUCUCUCCCACUGCAUGUGGAUGUGGACAUGGCACGAGUGAUGGAGGUUUUCCUGGCCCAGCUCCGAUUACUCUUUGGGCUAUCUCGGGAAGAGGUGCCCCCCGAGUUCCUGCUGGAGAGUCCAGGGAAUGAGGGGAUGGCUGACUGGGAGCUUGACCACCUGCUCUGGGCCCACACUGUGGAGAACAUCGCCACUGUGUCCACCACCCUGACCUCGCUGGCCCAGCUCCUGGACAAGAUUGGGAACAUUGUCAUCAAGGAUGAUGUUGCUUCUGAGGUGUACCGGGCGGUGUCCUCAGUGCAGAGUGCCAUAGCCAAGCUAUCCAUGGGCCAUCUGCACGCAGCUUUCCAGGCCAGUAAGGAGGCUGUCACCUGCUCAGAGCGAGCCUUCUUUGAUCCAUCUCUCCUCCAUCUCCUCUACUUCCCUGAUGACCAGAAAUUUGCCAUCUACAUCCCACUCUUCCUGCCCAUGGCUGUUCCCAUUCUCCUCUCCCUGGUCAAGAUUGUCCGGGAGACCAGGCAGUGUAAGAAGGAGCCCAUCAAGAUGGACUGAGCCUGUGGUGCUGGUGCCCUGACUUGGGGAUGUCCCCACUCCGUGAGGUGUUGUCAUGGACACAUGUUCCAGGAAGACCCUCCAGAACAGCAUCGGGGCUAGUCCUGGCUGCUUGGCUUGGGUCUGCUGUGGCCAGGAUGCAGGACUGGAAAGAGAGGCUGCUUUGGGGAGUGGGAGAUGCUGUUACUCUGGGUGCUGAUCCCCCCU
Acanthisitta chloris (rifleman) is the source of this 1620-nucleotide messenger RNA. It is a transcript of the gene PIGS, whose product is annotated as phosphatidylinositol glycan anchor biosynthesis, class S. The annotation marks the transcript as partial. Gene Ontology annotation, cellular component: GPI-anchor transamidase complex. Gene Ontology annotation, biological process: attachment of GPI anchor to protein. The record is from RefSeq and is a predicted model, not a curated record. The transcript has 10 exons. Lineage: Eukaryota; Metazoa; Chordata; Aves; Passeriformes; Acanthisittidae.